Messenger RNA from Uloborus diversus, 3532 nucleotides. Its product is annotated as acetyl-coenzyme A synthetase, cytoplasmic-like. Gene Ontology annotation, molecular function: AMP binding; acetyl-CoA synthetase activity. The record is from RefSeq and is a predicted model, not a curated record. NCBI's taxonomy places the organism in Eukaryota, Metazoa, Arthropoda, Arachnida, Araneae, Uloboridae.
CGAUCUUUUUUCCGCUGCUGGUUUUUCCUCCAACAGUCUCGCUGCUCUUACCGCGCUCUUUAAGAAUAAUCGCGGCUUUUAAUGUGUUCAAUGUCUCUGUGACGGCUUUGUUCUGAAAUUUGAAUUAAAUUCCAUUUUAACGUCUUUUCGGAAUUUCAGCUGUUUGAUUCAGUAGCAAACAUGCCAGAUUUUCCGGCGAACAAUAACAAUGGAGAAGUGGCUCAUACUUCCAAAUUGAAAUUCCAGAAUUUAAAAAUCGAAAGUAUGGAUGAUUAUAACAAACUGUAUAAACUUUCCAUCGAAAAUCCAGAAGUUUUCUGGCGCAGUAUUGCAAAUGAAUUUGCGUGGAAGACGGAGCCGACGGGAAAUUUUUACGAGUAUAAUUUUAACCCCGUCAAAGGACCAAUAAAUAUCAAGUGGAUGGCGAACGCUGAGACCAAUAUUUGUUACAAUGCUUUGGAUUUGAACGUGGAAAACGGGCUAGGAAAUAAAAUUGCUUAUUUUUGGGAAGGUAAUGAUGAAGAUGAUAGGUGCUCCAUAACAUAUCGACAGCUCCUGAAACAAGUCUGUAAAUUCGCCAAUGUGCUUAAAGACAAAGGUGUGAAGAAAAGAGAUCGUGUUACUAUAUAUAUGCCGAUGAUAAUUGAAGCUGUCGUAGCUAUGCUUGCUUGCAGUAGAAUAGGAGCUACGCAUAAUGUUGUGUUUGGUGGAUUUUCAUCAGAAUCUCUUGCAGAAAGAAUGCUGGAUUCGAAAAGUUCAGUUUUAGUAACUGCAGACGGAGCUUGGCGGGGAGGCAAACUCAUCAACUUGAAGCAGCUGGCAGAUGGAGCUGUGAGGCAAUGUCAUUCGAACCACUUACAAGUGAAAUGUGUGGUUUUACGUCAUGUUGGAGAAGCUCGUAAUAACAAUAUCAAUGGUUACCAUUGUUCUCAAAGGGGAAAGAGGAUAACCCCAGAACUUCACGUUGCAUGGAAUUCGGAUGUCGAUAGCUGGUGGCAUGAAGAAAUGGCUGUUGCACCUGUUACUUGUGAACCAGAAUGGGUUGAAGCAGAACACCCACUUUUUAUUCUUUACACCAGCGGCUCUACUGGCAAGCCAAAAGGUGUAGUCCACUCUACUGCGGGAUACAUGUUGUACGCAGCCACCACAUUUCAACUCGUAUUCGCCCAUAAAUCAAAAGAUGUAUACUUUUGCACGGCGGAUAUUGGUUGGAUAACUGGUCACACGUACGGUGUCUACGGUCCCUUGCUUCAAGGAGCUACAAGCGUUUUGUUUCAGGGAAUUCCUACGUAUCCCGAUCCAGGAAGAUACUGGGCUGUUAUUGAGCGCUACAAUGUUAGUAAAUUCUACACAGCUCCGACUGCAAUUCGAACACUAAUGAAAUAUGGAGAUUCUUAUGUUAAAAAAUAUAAUUUGAAUUCACUAGAAGUUUUGGGAUCAGUUGGAGAGCCAAUAAAUCCUGAAGCCUGGCAGUGGUAUUACAGAGUAGUUGGAGGAGGAAACUGUGCAAUCGUAGAUACAUUCUGGCAAUCUGAAACUGGUGGACAUGUGAUAACUCCACUGCCUGGUUGUACCGCAUUGAAGCCUGGUUCUGCUACCUUUCCGUUCUUUGGAGUCGUUCCUGCUAUUUUGGAUGACCAAGGGAGAGAAAUUGAAGGCCCCGGAGAAGGUUAUUUAGUUUUCAAAAAACCAUGGCCUGGAAUGAUGAGGAGUCUAUUUGGAAGUCAUGAAAGAUUCUCAACUACUUAUUUUAGGAAAUUCCCUGGAUACUAUUGCUCCGGCGAUGGGGCAAGGAGAGACAAAGAUGGCUAUUAUUGGAUAACAGGGCGUAUGGACGACAUGUUGAACGUGUCGGGACACCUGCUGUCAACUGCUGAAGUGGAGUCGGCCCUUGUAGAGCACACAGCUUGUGUGGAGUCUGCUGCUGUAUCCAUGCCCCAUUCUGUGAAAGGGGAAUGUCUUUAUUGUUUCGUUGUGCUUAGUGAGGGAAUUCUUCCCACCCCGGAACUUGUUCAUGAGCUUAAACAACAAGUCCGGAGUAAAAUCGGGACGUUUGCAUCACCUGAUUAUAUUCACUUUUCUCCUGCUUUGCCCAAGACUCGAUCAGGGAAAAUUCUGCGCAGAAUUCUGAGGAAGAUUGCGAAAGAUGAUAAAGAUUUGGGCGAUUUAAGUACAGUUGCAGAAGAAUCUAUUAUACAAGAUCUCUUCCUAACCAGGCCUGCAGCAAUUAUGACAUGAAGCCAGCGAAGAAACAUUUUCUGUGAUAGAAAUAUUUUAGAAAAAAUAACUUGAGUACACACACAAACAUUGAACAUUUUCUACGAAGAAUCAAAUUUUAAAUGUGUAGUAUUUCGCCCGUUAUUUGGCAUGUGUGUGAUUUUUAACUCAUCUUGUGUCGGUUAAUGUACUUUUAUUUAAUAUCGACUCAAAAAAAAAAAAAAAAAAAAAAAAAAACUUUUUUACAAAAAUGUCAUGAUGCGAACUUGGGAUUUUAAGGAUGUGUUGGUUCGUUCCUUGCUUUUAAUUGGUAAUUUACGAAAAGGUGUUUUCAAAGCUAUGAACUUGUAAAUUAUAUUAUGAAUUUUAUACUUUCAGUAGCUGAAUAAAUUUAAAAGUGAAUGAUGGAUCAAACCCCAAAUUGAUCACUCUUUGCGAAGAACUCAAAAUGUCACACUGAUUCCUUGGUUCUUAUUUUUAAUAGAAUUUUGGUUUCUCAUUAGUUGAAAAUUUAAUUUUUAACCAUAUUUACAAUUUUUCAAUCAUAUAUAUUAAUCAAAAUACGAAAAAGGGGUCUAUAUCGCCAAAAUUGUUGCUGAAUAAAAAUAUUUCAAAAUUAUAUAACGAAAUAAAAUUUAAAAUAGUGCACACAAUGAGUUUAUAACUUCAUUUAGAUCACUGAAGUUAUACUUUUAAAACUAAUCUGUCUCAUUAUUUUCAUAGUUUUUCAUCUUAUGAUUGUACCCGAACGCUCAAUACGUAUAGCUACACGGGAAUUAUCUCACUAUUAAAUUGAAUCUUUUAUUUUGAUUUUAUUAAUUUGUUUCAAAACACACAUACCUUCGUGAUGAAGGUGUUUCAAUGUGCAUUAAAAACUAUUGGCUAGUAAAUCUCGAUGGUAAUGAUUACAUAGUAAUCUUCCUUUCUUAAAAAAAAAAAAAAUAAUAAUCUGGAACUGCUUUUUACCUGAAAAAUACUUGAAUCCGUUUGCAACCGUCAAUUCUAUUCAAUUACAUGGAUGUGCGCAUACAUGCGCUUCAGUGAUGAACCAGAAAAUUCUAAAGCAUAUGCGCUUAAGAUGCGAAUGACUGAGUUACUGACAAGUCCGUUUCAUAUCAAAACAUUAAGUUAUGGAGUUAUGGUUAUAUUCUACUUAGUAUAUAUUGUGGGACAUUCUUAGUUUUAACUGGGAUGAAGUAGAAAUGUUUGUAAAUAAAAUACUUUGUGUAUUGUGUGUAUAGAAAACGUCAUUCCAAACUGUCAUUGUUUAUAGCAUUUAUUAUGAAGCAUUUGAAUAAAAGGAUCAUGAAACCAG